This is a messenger RNA of Ananas comosus (pineapple), 895 nucleotides long. Its product is annotated as nucleoid-associated protein At4g30620, chloroplastic-like. Gene Ontology annotation, molecular function: DNA binding. The coding region runs from base 69 to 638 and encodes 189 amino acids. The transcript has 7 exons. Lineage: Eukaryota; Viridiplantae; Streptophyta; Magnoliopsida; Poales; Bromeliaceae. The record is from RefSeq and is a predicted model, not a curated record.
GUAUCGUCUCUCUCUCUCUCUUUUUCUCUCUCUCUCUCUAUCUCUUCGUGCGAUUUGGGGUGUCUCCAAUGGCGUCGACGAGUGCCCUAACCACGCACAUGUCGAACGUACUCCGCCCCAUGGAUCUCAAAGCCUCCGCCUUUACCUCCUCUUCCCUGUGUUGUAAGACAAACAGAAGUGGUGUCUUAUUUUUGCCAUGCUCCACUGGAAGAAGAGUGAAGUCUCUCCGUGUUUAUAGUUUGUUUGGAGGAAAGAAGGAGAAAAAUGAAAAUAACGAUGAUGCGCCAUCGAAGGCAGGGUUUUUAGGAAACAUGCAAAAUCUGUACGAGACUGUUAAGAAGGCGCAAAUGGUCGUUCAAGUUGAAGCUGUUCGUGUGCAAAAGGAGCUUGCAGCGGCGGAGUUUGAUGGCUACUGUGAAGGUGAGCUAAUCAAGGCAACGCUUUCUGGGAACCAGCAACCUGUACGCAUUGAAAUCACUGAGGCUGCAAUGGAGUUGGGUCCUGAGAAACUGUCUUUGCUGGUGAAUGAAGCAUACAUGGAUGCACACCAGAAAAGUGUGCAGGCCAUGAAAGAGAGAAUGAGCAAUCUUGCCCAGAGCUUAGGAGUUCCACCUGGUCUCAGCGAAGGGCUCAAGUGAUCGAAGGUUGGUCUUCAAAUCCGUCGCAAUAAACAUGGACUUCAAUUUUGUAUACUAGUAGUCGCUCGACUAUUUAUCCUUUUUUGGCAGUCCCAGUUAACUUUGGCAGUCCCAGUUAACAAUGCAUUGAAACAAUAUGAACACAUUCAUGAUCACACCUAUGGUUUGAGCCAAAACCCUUGUAUUGCUGAUGAUUUUUAUUCAUGUCACUUUUGUUUCUGAUCUUAACAAGUCAAGAAGAUUGCUUCUUUUUCAUA